Phoenix dactylifera (date palm) is the source of this 1972-nucleotide messenger RNA. Its product is annotated as glutathione gamma-glutamylcysteinyltransferase 1-like. NCBI's taxonomy places the organism in Eukaryota, Viridiplantae, Streptophyta, Magnoliopsida, Arecales, Arecaceae. Gene Ontology annotation, biological process: response to metal ion; phytochelatin biosynthetic process; detoxification of copper ion. Gene Ontology annotation, molecular function: glutathione gamma-glutamylcysteinyltransferase activity; metal ion binding. The record is from RefSeq and is a predicted model, not a curated record.
AAGCAGUUACCUCGGGCAAACGGAUGUUGCAAUAAAGGGAGGGGGGAAGAAGUCAAGAAGAAGAGAAGUGGAGGAGGAGGAAUGGCGGUCGCCGGUCUCUAUCGGCGAGCUCUCCCCUCUCCGCCGGCGAUCGAGUUCGCCUCAGUUGAAGGAAAGCGACUCUUCUCUGAAGCCUUUCAAAGUGGAACCAUGGAAGGAUUUUUCAAAUUAAUUUCCUACUUCCAAACACAAUCAGAGCCUGCUUACUGUGGAUUGGCUAGUUUGUCAGCUGUCCUGAAUGCUCUUGCUAUAGAUCCAGGAAGAAAGUGGAAAGGACCUUGGAGAUGGUUUGAUGAGUCCAUGUUGGACUGCUGUGAACCUUUGGAUAGAGUCAAAGCUGAAGGCAUCACAUUUGGCAAACUUGCUUGCUUGGCUUACUGUGCUGGAGCUAAAGUUGAAGCUUAUCGUACAAGUCACAGCUCCGUUGAUGACUUCCAUAACCAUGUUAUAAAAUGUACUUCCACUGAGGACUGCCAUCUGAUUGCAUCAUAUCAUAGGAAGCCUCUCAAGCAGACAGGAAGCGGUCAUUUUUCACCAAUUGGUGGCUACCAUGCUGGAAGUGACAUGGUACUCAUUUUGGAUGUCGCUCGUUUUAAAUAUCCUCCUCACUGGGUCCCCCUCGAACUUCUUUGGGAAGCCAUGGAUACGAUCGAUGAAGCAACUGGACAUCAUCGGGGGUUCAUGCUUUUGUCAAGGCUUCAGAAAGCAGCAUCUUUGCUUUAUACCCUGAGCUGCUGUCAUGAGAGCUGGGUCAGCAUGGCUAGGUACUUGAUUGAUGAUGUACCUAUUCUUUUAAAGUCUGAGGACCUAAGCAGUGUUCCAGAAGUUCUUUUGCUUUUAUUCAAAUCCCUACCCGCCAAUGCUGGGGAUUUCAUCAAGUGGAUUGCAGAAGUUAGGAGACAAGAGGAAGAUGGGUCAAGCUUAAGCAAAGAGGAGGAGGAAAGACUUGCUGCAAAGGAAGAGGUACUGCAACAAGUUCGUGAGACUGAAUUAUACAAAUUUGUAGCAGACCUUUUAUCUUCUGCAAGCUUGUGUCGCAAAAGUUUCUCAUCUUUAAGCAACAAUGAUUCAUUAUCGGAGAUUGCAGCUUCUGUCUGUUGCCAAGGGGCGGCAAUUUUAACAGGGGGCCUUGGAGUUAUCCAACAGUUUUGCUCUAGAGCAACAUGUGUUAAAUGCUUCAGGGCUAAUGGAGAUGCACCCAUAACCGUUGUCUCCGGGAUGGUUGUUUCAGGCAAAAAUGAGCAAGGAGUUGAUAUGCUUGUACCUGAAUCAACUGCAAAAUCAAAGAGUUGUUGCAGUUCUAAUCCAAAUGAUUGUGUCUUGAAGCACCCAGGAAGCAGUGAUGCUCUAACUGUUCUGUUAUUGGCUUUACCCCCCUGUACCUGGCAGGGUAUAAAGGAUGAGAGGCUGCUGGCUGAAAUUCAUGGCCUCUUUUCAAUCGAGAAUCUUCCAGAUGUUUUGCAACAGGAGGUUUUGCACUUGCGGAGGCAGCUCUAUUUCCUCAACAAAGUUCAGGAUAAAGACAUCGAAGAUGAGAUUUUAUUGCCAUCACAACUUUAAUGCAACCAAUUUUUUGUUCUCCUCUACAAGUAUCUGGGAGGAUAUCGAAUCCUUCUCAUGCUAGUGUAGAUCUAUCAAUGCCUGACCGGAUAUACACUUAACCAUCUGUCAAGCAUGUUCGCAUUGUUCCUGUUUACAUGAUGCAUGUAAUUAAUUCUGGUGUAAUGUACAAACAGCGUUUCUGUUCUGGAUAUUAAAGAGUGAAAGAGGGGGAAAAGGAAGGUUUGAAAGGGUUGAAAAAAAUUUGCACAUAAUUAGAUCUUGGAUGUUAUGUUUUAGUAAUCAAAAAAGUGUAUAAGAAUGUAAUGGCAAGGCAUUUGAGUUUAGCUGCUUCAUGAUUGGAAUUGGCUGUUUGAAAGGCUUGCUCAUGAAA